Molecule: messenger RNA, 1227 nt
Organism: Pistacia vera
Lineage: Eukaryota; Viridiplantae; Streptophyta; Magnoliopsida; Sapindales; Anacardiaceae
Product: UPF0481 protein At3g47200-like
Exons: 1
Coding region: 1-1227 (408 amino acids)
Source: RefSeq, a predicted model, not a curated record
AUGGAGAUGAGUUCUUCCCUUAACGAGGAUCGGCCCCGUACUUGGCUAAUUGACACUAAGGAAGACCAGGAGCCUGAUCCUUCAAAGUGUUGUAUUUAUAGAGUCCCUGAAAGUAUUCGUAAAGGAAAUGCAGAAGCCUACACUCCUAAAAUGUUUUCAAUAGGCCCUUUUCACAAUGGUAAAGACAAAAUAAAAGACAUGGAAGAGAAAAAAUGGAGAUAUGUAAAAGACUUAUGUGACCGAACAACUCCUGAGAAAUUUGACGAAAUUUUCAACUUCAUCAAAGACCAGGAGCAAACGAUUCGAAAGAGUUAUUCAGAGGAUUGUAAGCUUGAGAGUCGUGCGUAUGUAAAGAUGAUUCUACGUGAUGCUAUUUUUAUCAUAGAGGUCCUUAUAAAGGAUUUUGAGAGAGAUGGAAGUGACAUUUUGUUACGUAUACCAGCGCAAAGAUAUGCUUUAAAGUCGGACUUGCUAUUAAUGGAAAAUCAACUUCCAUAUUUUUUACUUGAGGGACUAUACGAGUUAGUUGCCAGUAGGCCUUCCUUCAUUGAUAUUUGUAUUAAAUUCUUCAGGUUUCGGAAGUUUGCUGGUAGUGUACGUGACAAAAAAAAGUUUAAACAUUUCACCGAUUUGCAAAGAGCUAUUCUAGUGGAAAAGUUCCCGGCACAUGAGAUUGAUCAUGAAGAUGAUGAUGUUUAUAUACCUUGCGCCACAAAGCUACAUGAAUCAGGAGUGAAAUUUAAACUUGCUCCUAGAAGGGAAUGCCCACUUGUGAUCAGAUUUGAAGAAGGCGAGUUGACAAUACCAGAAUUAAUCGUUAACCACGAGACAGAUACUAAGUUUCGGAACAUAAUGGCUUUGGAGCAAUGUUGCUAUCCAAAUCGAACUAUCGUCUGUGAUUAUGUUUUACUACUAGGCUCUCUUAUCGAAGACAAAAGGGAUGCGCAGUUGCUUGUUGAUAAGGAAAUUAUUUGGAAUGAGAUGGGCGACAGUAAGGCAUUAGCAAAUUUGUUUAACAAAAUUGCAAUUGAAAUUCCUUUAGCUGGAAAUCAUUACAAUAAAAUUUAUCAGGAUCUGAGGGCAUACCAUGAUGAUCCAUAUAACCAAAACUGUGCAAAAUUGAAAAGAAUGUAUUUUAGCGAUAUCUGGAGAGGUACAGCAACUGUUGCAGCUGCUGUUCUCUUGAUACUCACUUUUAUACAAACCAUGUCUUCUGUCAUGCGUUAA